Cladophialophora carrionii CBS 160.54 is the source of this 1122-nucleotide messenger RNA. RefSeq lists its product as uncharacterized. Gene Ontology annotation, biological process: tRNA threonylcarbamoyladenosine modification. The transcript has a single exon. The record is from RefSeq and is a predicted model, not a curated record. NCBI's taxonomy places the organism in Eukaryota, Fungi, Ascomycota, Eurotiomycetes, Chaetothyriales, Herpotrichiellaceae. Gene Ontology annotation, cellular component: cytoplasm; EKC/KEOPS complex. Bases 1 to 1122 code for a protein of 373 amino acids.
AUGCCCAUAGCCCUCGGUCUCGAAGGCUCCGCCAACAAACUCGGCGUCGGGCUCAUCUACCACUCGGGCGUGCCCAACACCGCGACCUACACCUCCUACGCGUCGAAACAAGCUCAAUCGAAAUCACAGCCUGAAGUGCGCAUCCUCUCCAACAUCCGACACACGUACCAUGCACCUCCAGGCGCGGGCUUCUUGCCCAAAGACACGGCCCUCCACCACCGCAGCCACGUGACGACGCUCGUUGUCCAAGCCCUGCAGGAAGCCAACAUCAGCCCCGCCGACCUGGACUGCAUCUGCUACACGCGCGGGCCGGGGAUGGGCGCGCCGCUGCAGAGCGUGGCGCUCGCGGCCCGCACGCUCUCGCUGCUGUGGGACAAGCCGCUCGUCGGCGUGAACCACUGCAUCGGCCACAUCGAGAUGGGCCGGAGCAUCACGGGCGCGACCAACCCGGUCGUGCUGUACGUCUCGGGCGGCAACACGCAGGUGAUCGCGUACUCGAUGCAGCGGUACCGCAUCUUCGGCGAGACGCUGGACAUCGCCGUGGGCAACACGCUCGACCGGUUCGCCCGCACGCUGGCCAUCCCCAACGAUCCCGCGCCCGGCUACAACAUUGAGCAGAUGGCCAAGGCCGCGCUCGCGCCGCCCAUCCUGGUCGACCUGCCCUACGCGGUCAAGGGCAUGGACUGUUCCUUCAGUGGCAUUCUCGCGCGCGUCGACGAGUUGGCCAUCUCGUGUCUGCGCGGCAAGCUCGUCGACCCGGCCUCGGGCCGGAAAGUCACGCCGGAGGAUCUGUGCUUCAGCCUGCAGGAGACCGUCUUUGCCAUGUUGGUCGAGAUCACCGAGCGGGCCAUGGCGCACGUCGGCUCCAGCCAGGUCCUCAUCGUCGGCGGUGUCGGGUGCAACGAGCGGCUGCAGGAGAUGAUGGGCCAGAUGGCGCGGUCGAGGGGCGGCGACGUCUACGCGACCGACGAGCGGUUCUGUAUCGACAACGGCAUCAUGAUCGCUCAUGCGGGACUGUUGGAAUUCCUGGGCGGGGAUAGGGAGGGCAUCAGACUCGAAGACAGCACUUGUACGCAGAGGUUCAGGACGGAUGAUGUAUUUGUUCGAUGGAGGGACGACUGA